AUGAAGUUCUCCCACAGCAUCCAGUUCAACGCUGUGCCGGACUGGUCUUCAAACUAUAUCUCCUACUCAAACCUGAAGAAGCUCAUAUACCAGCUUGAGAAGCAAAUUCACCAGAAUGGCCAGCCAACCUCUAGCCAGGACCCCGAGUCCUCGCCUUUGCUUACAUCCAGCUCCUUGGACGAUCCGGACAAGGUCUUCUCGAAGAAGUUGGACGACGAGUUGGAGAAGAUCUGCAGCUUCUACCAGCUGAAAGAGCUUGAAAUUCUUGGUGAGGUCGAUGCCCUGCUGCGAGAUGUGGAAGAGUUCGAGGCUGAGCAUGCCGCUGGUGAGGACGGCGAAGAUGCUCUGCGCAGGCAGAGUGUUUGGGCCAAGGCACGGCAACAGAGCAUAUUUCGCAGCGUCGCCAAGCGGCGGAAGACCUCAACAAUAAGCAGCGGACGAGCAGGUCGUGCACCGGAAGACGACGAUGAGAGUGAUGACGACGACAACGAGCACACUGCGCUCAAUAAAAGUCAGGCUUCGCUGGAACGACGUCCUACAACCCGGAGCAGAGCGUACUCGAACGGUGAAAGGGCAGAUGACUUUGGUUCUUCUGAGUUCCGCCGCAGACCAAGCACGGCCUUCAACGACUUUGGGGACGAUGCGCUUCAAGCCCUAUAUGACGAAGGCAUAACGCUGAAGAAACGCAUUGUGAAUCUCUAUGUCAACAUAUGCGAGCUUCGCUCUUUUAUUCAACUCAACCAAACCGGCUUCAGCAAGGUUCUCAAGAAGUAUGAUAAAAUCCUUGACAGGAAUCUGAAGAGCUCAUAUGUCGAUGCCAAAGUCAAACCCGCCCAGCCGUUCCAACAGAGCUCAAUGGACCGUCUGGAAGAAAGCUUGCGGAAGGUUGAGGGAUCAUAUGCUAGUAUUGUUACCAAGGGCGAUGUGGAGGCCGCACGACGAGAACUGCGUUUGUCCCUGAGAGAGCACGUCGUGUGGGAGCGAAACACCGUCUGGCGAGAGAUGAUAGGCAUCGAAAGAAAAGCUCAAGCCGCCAACUUGGGUAUCAGAAACACCAUGCUCGGACAGGACAAUGACCCCAAGAAAGCAAGGCUGCAGGGUGACGCGGAUGAUGGGACAAUCAAAGAGGUCACUACUCCCAUUGGCAAGUACAGAUGUCCAAAGUUCUUGGUUUCGGGCACCUUCUGGGUUCUGGUCGCUAUCAUAGCAGUAUUUGCGGUGCUCCUUGCAGUUCCCAUUAUGGAUCGACCUGAGCAACAGAAUUGCUUGGCUCUGGUUAUAUUCGUCAGCUUACUGUGGGCGACGGAGGCAAUCCCGCUGUUCGUCACAUCACUACUGGUACCGUUCUUGUGCGUGGUCUUGCAAGUUGUUCGAGAGGAUGCCAAACCGUACCGUCGACUAUCCAGCAAAGAAGCAGCUGGCUACGUCUUUGCAUCCAUGUGGACACCAGUCAUUAUGUUACUGCUUGGCGGCUUUACCAUUGCUGCAGCCUUGAGCAAGUACAACAUCGCCAAAAUGAUGGCCACCUUUGUGCUGUCUAAGGCUGGGACGAAGCCUAGGACAGUACUGCUGACAAGUAUGGGAGUGGCCACAUUCGCCAGCAUGUGGAUCAGCAACGUCGCAGCACCAGUCCUCUGCUUCAGCAUUAUCCAGCCUAUUCUUCGGAAUCUUCCUGCUGACAGUGAAAUGUCCAAGGCACUGUUAUUGGGAAUCGCGCUGGCAUCGAAUAUCGGAGGCGCAGCCUCCCCAAUUGCGUCUCCGCAGAAUCUCAUUGCGCUGGAGAACAUGGAGCCGCAGCCAGGUUGGGGCACUUGGUUCUUCAUUGCACUGCCAGUCUGCAUCAUCAGCAUAUUAGCGAUCUGGCUGCUUCUGCUGGCUACCUUUAGACCGGGCCGAAAUACCACAAUCGUACCUAUCCGGCCGAUGAAGGACAGGUUUACUGGCGUUCAGUGGUUCAUCUCACUGGUCACUAUCGUGACUAUCGUGCUUUGGUGCAUCAGCCACCAACUGGAGAGCGUCUUCGGCGAUAUGGGCGUUAUUGCCAUAAUUCCGCUUGUGUUGUUCUUUGGCACAGGCAUUCUGACGAAAGAGGACUUCAACAAUUUCUUGUGGACGAUUAUCAUUCUUGCCGCUGGUGGCCUGGCUCUGGGGAAAGCGGUCAACAGCUCUGGAUUGCUCAAGACUAUCGCGAUUUCGAUUACAGAUGCCGUUGCUGAUCUAUCCCUGUACGGCGUUACCUGCGCCUUUGCAGCGCUGAUUGCAGUCGUGGCUACCUUCAUCAGCCAUACAGUCGCUGCGUUAAUCAUCCUUCCCUUGGUGCGUGAGGUUGGAGCUGGCAUGGCCGAGCCGCACCCGAACCUCCUUGUCAUGGCCUCAGUGCUCAUGGCGUCCGCUGCCAUGGGUCUGCCAACCAGCGGUUUUCCGAACAUGACUGCAAUCAUGAUGGAGGACUCGCAAACAGGGCAAAGGUACCUGCAGGUCAGGCAUUUCCUGACACGAGGUGUUCCCGCCAGCAUUAUCUCGUACGGUAUCAUCAUAAGCGUUGGGUAUGGUCUCAUGAUGGCGGUUGGGUUUUAG
Zasmidium cellare ATCC 36951 is the source of this 2577-nucleotide messenger RNA. RefSeq lists its product as uncharacterized. The coding region runs from base 1 to 2577 and encodes 858 amino acids. Gene Ontology annotation, biological process: polyphosphate metabolic process; monoatomic anion transmembrane transport; phosphate ion transport. Gene Ontology annotation, cellular component: membrane. The record is from RefSeq and is a predicted model, not a curated record. Gene Ontology annotation, molecular function: phosphate transmembrane transporter activity. The transcript is spliced from 3 exons. Lineage: Eukaryota; Fungi; Ascomycota; Dothideomycetes; Mycosphaerellales; Mycosphaerellaceae.